CCUCCCUCCUCCAUCAACAACGACGACGACGAGGUCUGCAUUUUUGCUUACCACCACAAUGGCACCCCUACACCUCCAUUCCACCCUCUCCCGCUCCUUCCACACCACCUCCCCCUCCCGCGCCAGCCCCAGCAUCCUCUUCGCCCUCAACGCCCUCUCCAACUCCCGCGAAACCCAACACUUCAACAAACUCUCACGUCUAGACCGAGUAGAGCACAGUCCAACUCUCAAAUUGAUCCAAACGAGCGAGAUCGAGAAACAUCCAUGUCCGACUCCAGAAGUCGUUCCCGUUCCCGCUCCCUGGCGAUCAAUCAAUGUCCACGUAGACGCAGCGUCUCAAAACCGACGCUCUCAUGUUUGGGAUACCAAAGCCCUCGCAGCUGGUCGAGCGGUAUUGGCAGAUGUAGCGAGGGAACGAGCGAGGAUGAGGAGAGUUCUUGAACGGAUGAGGAGGAGGGAGGAGGGAAGAAGUAGGGUUUUGAGGACAGAGAUGGAUGCGAUUGUGGAGGAGAGGAGGAGGAUGAGGAAUGAGAUGAGAGUUGCGGGGGUUUGGAUCUUGGGGAGUGUUGGUGUUGCGACUGGGUUGGGGAUGUAUGUUUUCUGGCCGGCAGGGGAGAAGGUCCUGGCCAAGGAUAGUGCUGAGAUGGGGAGGAAGAUAGCAGAGAUGGCGAAGACUGGUAUAUCGCUGCCGGCUGCUGUCAGUGAGCCUGUGGCUGCAGUUGGUGCUGUUCCCACUAUGGCUGUGGUUACAGGUGAGCCGACGAUAGCUGCUACGACGGUCAUUAAGGAGGAGGUGAAGAAGCCGGCGAGAAGCUGGAGUUGGAAGAGCUUGUUUUGGAAGCAGGGAUGAGAUGAGUGAUGAAGAGAUGAUGAGUUAUGAUGAUGAUGACAAUAACGAAGAGGAAUGUGGUCGAACAGUACAAGACAUAUGUCGGCGAAGCGUACCGCUUGAAGAGUCGUGCCAGUGCCAUCGAGUAGGGGGUUGGAUGAACAGAAUACAUCGAGCUGACAUCUAGAGACAAGCAUUGAAGGCGUUCAGAGGGAUUCCGUAGGCAUAGCAGCAGUUCGGCAUUUUGAAUCUCAUCACUU
Molecule: messenger RNA, 1089 nt
Organism: Pseudocercospora fijiensis CIRAD86
Lineage: Eukaryota; Fungi; Ascomycota; Dothideomycetes; Mycosphaerellales; Mycosphaerellaceae
Exons: 1
Coding region: 59-850 (263 amino acids)
Source: RefSeq, a predicted model, not a curated record